Trichomycterus rosablanca is the source of this 3161-nucleotide messenger RNA. RefSeq names its product RAB5A, member RAS oncogene family, b (gene rab5ab). The coding region runs from base 230 to 883 and encodes 217 amino acids. The transcript is spliced from 6 exons. Gene Ontology annotation, cellular component: Golgi apparatus; endosome. NCBI's taxonomy places the organism in Eukaryota, Metazoa, Chordata, Actinopteri, Siluriformes, Trichomycteridae. Gene Ontology annotation, molecular function: GTPase activity; GTP binding. The record is from RefSeq and is a predicted model, not a curated record.
AGGCAGCGGCGGCGGAGUGAAGUGCGCAAACCAGCGGCGGAUUGCAGCAGCGGAUUGCAGCAGCGGUUCCGCUUCCACUUCCAGUCCGGGCGCUUAAAGUCGUAUUUAACUUCAUUCUGAACGUCAGCCGGGCGGUCCAGAGUUCGUGCGGUUGUUAUCGGAACAGCGGUUCAGAGUCACAUCAGCCGAGAUCAAGCCCGAGUCGGAACAGGGGACUGGUGGACAGGUCAUGGCAGGAAGAGGCGGCGCAACGAGACCUAACGGGCCGAACUCGGCCGGCAACAAAAUCUGUCAGUUCAAACUGGUGCUCCUCGGAGAAUCUGCAGUGGGCAAGUCCAGCCUGGUGCUGCGCUUCGUCAAGGGCCAGUUCCAUGAGUUCCAGGAGAGCACGAUAGGAGCUGCCUUCCUGACUCAGACGGUAUGCUUAGAUGACACGACGGUGAAGUUUGAGAUUUGGGACACAGCCGGACAGGAGCGCUACCACAGCCUGGCGCCGAUGUAUUACCGGGGCGCGCAGGCAGCCAUAGUGGUGUAUGACAUCACGAACGAAGAAUCAUUCACACGUGCAAAGAACUGGGUUAAAGAGCUGCAGAGGCAGGCCAGUCCUAAUAUCGUAAUAGCGCUGGCUGGAAACAAAGCAGACCUCGCCAACAAGAGAGCACUGGACUUCCAGGACGCACAGUCGUACGCAGACGAUAACAGUUUGCUGUUUAUGGAAACGUCAGCGAAAACGUCGAUGAACGUGAACGAGAUUUUCAUGGCUAUCGCAAAGAAGCUCCCCAAGAACGAGCCGCAGGCCGGCGGGACGAACCCGGCCCGGAAUCGAGGAGUGGACCUGGCGGAGACGGCACAGCCCGCCAAAGCGUCGUGCUGCGGCAACUAACCGCCCGUCACGCACCGCGAUCGCCUCCCGGCUAACUCUGCAUCACUUCUGGACACGGGGUGCAUCCUUCCGACCCCUGGCUCCGUGGAACUCCUAAAGACUCUGUAUAGCUCUGUUUCUAUUAACGUUUCUCUUUAUUUUCUUCUCUUUUUUAAGAAAUUAUAAGUACUUCAGUAUAACGGAUGCAUGUAUCACUACAAAGCCUAAGUACACGUUUUUAACCUAACACAACUGCACAGGUAGCAAGGAUGAGCUCGAGUGAAACGAAUGAAACCCUGAGUGUGUGUGUGUGAGAGUGCGUGUGCGUAUCGUUUAGUAUUAAGGAAGCGGAGGCCCGGUCGUGUGUCCUUUCUGAACGGGUUUGGGUGGCCGUCGGCGCUCGUAUCUUCCUCUCGGCUCUGCAGGACGUGCAGCUUCUGCGUGUUCACGUGCCAUAACGUGGGAGGAUACCCAAAUCAAUCAGCUGUCUGAUCCGAAAUGAAGACGCGACCUAAAUUGUAGUGGUGUACAAAGUCAGACGGACGUAUGCAUGUCUCGCCCGUUCGUCCAGUGGUCUGGGUUUCGGCGAGAGAAGAAUUCUGAUCAUGUAAUCAUGUAACGCUUUGGUUUCUAUUUCCUUGCUAUAACAGUCUCAUGCCAAACGGUCAUAUUACACUAAAAGGGGAGAGGUUCAGAUGUUCAUAUGGUGGUGUUUUUACCAAGCCAUAUUCCCAAAAUAAUGAUUCAAAUGUCCAACCAAACCAUAAACCACGGAUCUGUGAACUGUUUCAGCCCAGAAAUAAAAUAAAAUAAAAAAAAUUAUAGUUGUCCAAUGCAGCAUAGAUCUCGCUCACUGUUUCUACAACGUCUGCAGUUCGUUCAGUCACCUCACUGCCAGAAGGUCCUGCGUUCGAUUCCCAGAUGGAGCGGUUCGGGUCCUUUCUGUGUGGGGUUUGUACGUUCUCCCUGAGGAGUUCCGUGUCCUCCCACAGUAUAAAUACGUGCAAGUGAGGUGAAUUGGAGAUACAAAAUCAUCCAUGACUGUGUUUGACAAUAAAGACUUGAACUGAUGAAUCUUGUGUAAGCAGUAACUACCUGUCCUGUCAUGAAUGUAACCAAAAUGUGUAAAAUGACGUUAAAAUCCUAAUAAAAAAAUAAAUACAGUAAGUCCUGUUAGCAGUCCCACCAUGAAACACAAUGUCCAUACAAUGUCCAGUUUCUCCCAAAGAGCGUUCUACUUUAAAUCUUCUUCUGGGCAGAUAAAUUGCUGCGUUAAUUUAAAUGAUCCAAACGUGGGAGGUGGCAGCUUCAAACGAUUGCUGGUUCCGGCCCCACCACCGCCAAGCCCCCACCGUUGGACCUCUGAGCAACUAAGCACCCUCGGUGUAAACGUACGAGCACAAAACCCCCAACUGGCAAGCUUUUGUGCUAACAAUGCUAUCCAAUACAGACUGUGACUCAGUGUCGCCCUCUACCUGUCGCCGUUAUCACGGUAAUCACAGUAGUCACAGUCUCGGACUAGCUGACAUCCAGGCCUUCCAGAAUUUCCAACUUGCGAUAUCAACACUGGUCGGGCGUUUGGUUGCAUUCGGUUGAUGUCGAACGUCCGCUGUUCAGUAUUUUUAUCGUUCUUACUGUUACAAAUCGUGUGGAAAAAUCUGAGGAACAUAAAACGGAGUAUCAUCAACACAAAUGCAAACAUGGCAGGCUCUAACACAGACUUUUAUCCUAAAUUCAUAGUGUUGCGGCAUCAAGAGAUAUAAACAAACCUUGCAAAGCUCUUUUAAUAUUCUAACAAUUUGAUUCAAGAGAUGCAAAUCUGGGCUACAUCAACCGUCUGGUCUGGUUUUCCCAUCUUCUCAUUGUGCGCAUUAUGAUGCUGACUAAGAAUUUUUACCCCUGCGUCUCAUCUUCACUAGACGGGAACAUUUGUCGACCUGCACUGAAGCUUUGCGCUCUCCGGUCUCGUCCCCACCGUGUCCCUCUUUGCUGAACACCCAAAACCAGGCAGAUUCUAUAAUGUCGUUAUUCUGAGCAGAUCAGGAACCGUCGACGUCGAUCAACGAAAUGUCAUUCGAUUGGUCAACUGCAAGCCUAAAAUGAUCAACUCGUCAUCAUAAUGCCGUGGGGGGAAGGAGGUAAAAUGUUGUAGCAGUGGGUUUUGUACAGGCCUCAUGCCUCAAACUUAGCAACUGGUUUCCAACAGCGGCCAAAGAGUACGUCUUGUCGACUGCAUACAUGAAUCUGUCAGCCAGUGAUUUAUAUUAAUAAAUAAACGGUGUAUUGUACGUGUAAAGUC